Molecule: messenger RNA, 2084 nt
Organism: Poeciliopsis prolifica (blackstripe livebearer)
Lineage: Eukaryota; Metazoa; Chordata; Actinopteri; Cyprinodontiformes; Poeciliidae
Product: C1q-related factor-like
Exons: 2
Coding region: 256-1062 (268 amino acids)
Molecular function (GO): protein binding
Source: RefSeq, a predicted model, not a curated record
GGUCCCUUCCUCCUCUUGCUCUCUCUCUCCCUCCACUCCUGCACAUCUCUGUCACACAAUUGCAGACUCGCAGCGGCUCUCCCCCCUGAGCAUCAUCUCCACUAUCGGAGAUCCUCCUCGUGUCUUGUGUUCUGCUGGGUGGACGCACGCCCCACAGUCACCAUUUCUGCCCCGGAGAGCUCCAGGCUGGCAGCACAGCCCCUUCCCAGGCUGAGCAUCGGGCGGAAGACCCUGGUGGCAGCUGCAGUGGGGGUCAUGCUGGUCCUGGUUCUGGUGGUCCUCAUCCCUGUGCUCGUCAGCUCUGUGGGUGCUGGUGGCACAGAUGACAGCGCGAGCCACUAUGAGAUGUUGGGUACCUGCCGGAUGGUGUGUGACCCCUUCCCCAGCACGGGCACCACAGGAACAGGGAUCCACAUGGACACAUCAACCAGUGGCUUCCUGGUGGACAAUGAGGAAGACCUAAGCGAUCACAGCAUCAGCCCUUCACUGCCUACAUACAGCACAAACGGCCCACAGGGAAAACCAGGACGUCAGGGCAAACCUGGACCUCCAGGACCUCCUGGAGAACCGGGUCCACCGGGCCCAAAAGGGCCUCCGGGGGACAGCGGAGACAUAGUUCGGACGGGGAUCCUGGGAGCGGUUAGCACAACCACCUACAACACCACUCCUCGAGUGGCGUUUUAUGCAGGACUCCGAAACCCCCAAGAAGGCUAUGACAUUUUGCGAUUCGAUGAUGUGGUAACUAACAUCGGGGGGAACUACGAGGGAAAGACGGGCAAGUUCACCUGUAAGAUUCCAGGGACCUACUUUUUUAUCUACAACGUUUUGAUGAGAGGAGGAGACGGCACCAGCAUGUGGGCUGACCUGAUCAAAAACAAUCAGGUCAGAGCCAGUGCUAUUGCCCAAGACCAAGACCAGAGUUAUGACUAUGCCAGCAACAGUGUCAUACUUCAUCUGGAUGCAGGUGAUGAGGUUUUCAUCAAACUGGAUGGGGGCAAAGCUCAUGGGGGCAACAGCAACAAAUACAGCACCUUCUCUGGGUUCAUCCUCUAUGCCGACUGACAACCGGGCAGAACAGGAGGCUGGGAGGUGAAAGGUCCCAGCCGCAGACAUUUACUUCCUGACUUCCACUUGGCAUUCUUGCAGUGAGGUUAAUGUCACAGUCACCGCUCCACAGUCUUUAAAGUAAUGUAAUGAUGAUGCACGCUGCAGUUUUGUAGUUUUCGCUAAUCUCUUAAUCUGUUUCAAUACAACAUGAUUACGUACUGGGUGCCUAUGCUGCUAACAUUAUGGACAUGUGUCAUGCGGUAGCAACUGUGACAGCACAGAGAGGCCAUGCCAUCAUUCCUCAGCUGUCAUGUCAAAUUCAAGUCUGGAAAUCCCACAGUGGUGGAGGCCUCAGUGUUAGUAAAUGUGCUCUCUGGGUUUAUGUUAUGGUUAUGUCUUUGCUUUCACAUGCUGUCUGUGUGAUAAGAUGUUUUCCAUCAGUGGAGGAGGAGUCCUGCCUCAAGACAUUUGUCAAAAAUGUGGAUGUAAGAAUGAGACCAUGAUGUCCGAAUGCCAGAGCGUAAGAAAAGGUUUCAAUGUGAUGAUUUGAAAAGGCGUGUCAUAUAUUAGACCUACGUUACAUCUUUAAUCUUUAUUAAGGACAGUGCACAUUAAUGAACAAUCAACACUACUGUAUAGACUGUAAAUGAGCCAGAUUAUAGCAUAAUUGCUAAUUUCCAUCUGUAGUCCUAGACAAGGAGACCCAAACAACCUAAAGACAUUAUAAACAUACAAUCAAGAAUUAACAAACAUUUAACAAACAUUAACAAACAUUAACAAACAUUCAGAUUAAAAUGCUCGGUUGAUUAGCACCUCAAUAUGUAGUGUUAUACCGUACACAAAUGGAAGCACAAAUCUAAUGUCCUAAUGUAAGAUUUUUCAAUAUAAGACAAGUUUAUUUUAAGGCUAUUGACACAUCUUUACCAGGAGAGCCAAUAAAAGUGGAGGGUGAUGUAUGUAAUAUUUGGCAUAUUGUAUAACAUGUAAAUUCGAUAUUAACUCUGUAUCUCAAUACAGACAAAGCAUUAUCAACCAUA